AUGGUCUACCUCUUGUCCUCGCUGGGCAUUGCGACGGCCUUGAUUGCAGGGCUGUGGUUCGUGCGACGGAGCAGCCCACCCCCAGCACGUCCUCUGCCGCAAAACCCCCUGAGACCAAACCCAGUGGUAGAAAAGCUCACCACAGCACUACCGGAUAUUUUAGUAUUGCGUUACGAUACAGACGCCUUCCGCCAGUCCAUCGACGGCUACUGGGCGCAGCAAGAACGCGAAGUAGCGCAAGCGGCUAUCAUCCAGCCGCGUAAUGCUAGCGAGCUGAGCAAGGUCAUAGCUUUCCUUAAAAAGGAGUAUGAUACGCGAUGCGUGCACAAAGAGAAGUUUGAUGAUGUGUUGUUUGCUAUAAGAGGUGGUGGUCAGUCUCCGGUUGCUGGUAGCGCAAGUGCUAAUGGGGGCAUAUUGAUUGAUCUUUCUCUAUUUCGUGAGAUCACGGUUGCGGAGAAGAGACAAUCAGUCGCCAUUGGAGCUGGAUGCCGGUGGAUUGAUGUCUCACGAAUCCUGGAUGAAAAUGGUUUGAGCGUGGUAGGAGGCAGAAGCUCUGAGGUUGGAGUGGCGGGUUUCACGUUGGGGGGAGGUAUCUCUUUUUUUACACCUCAAUUCGGUCUGGGAUGCUCGAAUGUGCUGGCAUAUGAAGUCGUUCUCGCCUCUGGAGAGAUAAUUACGGCUACUGCUUCGUCCCAUUCCGAUCUUUGGCGGGCUCUAAAAGGCGGCUCAAACAAUUUCUGCGUCGUCACACGCUUUAUAGUACGCUGCUUCUCGUCCACUGAUAUAUGGUUUGGGUCUCUGUAUGCCCCAAGCUCUCAGUCCCCAAAGGCACUACUUGCCGUCCACGAGGGUGCCAAACGUGCUGAUCCGAAGAUCAGUGGGGCGGAUAUCGAUCUUUUUGCCGCGGGAGCCAUUACCUGUUUUACCUAUGUCCAAGGAUUAGGAAUUCGAGUGGUCACGGCUUAUCUAGCCUACACCAAGCUACCAGAACAACCUGGGCAAUGGCCAGUCUACUGGAAGAAGUCAGGAUUCGCAAAGCUCUGGCGCGUCUGGAGCUCUUUCAAAGUCCACACUCUGACUUCUGCGACGAGCGAACUGAACAGCCUUUCUCCACCUGGCAAAAGAUGGCAUUUUGAUACGACAACCAUCAAGAAUGACUUGCCCACUAUUAUGGCUGCCCACGCCGUCUUCGAAAACUCUAUUGCCUCACUGCCCAAAAUAAAAGGUUUCUACUAUACAAUUAACAUGCAACCGCUUCUGCCCUCCUGGGUUGAAAAGGGUGACCCAAGUCCGCUUGGCAUUGCCGAGAGCACCAGCGACGCACUCAUCAUCAUUAGUUUUUCGUUACGUUGGGACCGAGCAGAGGAUGACAGCCCGGUAUUCAAUACGACACGAGGGGUCAUCGAGCAAAUUGAUGCAGUUGCCACGGAAAAAGGAACAAGUCAUCCCUAUCGCUAUCUGAAUUAUUGUGCCAAAUGGCAACGGCCAAUGGAAGGGUACGGAGAGAAAAAUCUCAACUUUCUGAGGGAUGUUAGCAAGACAUAUGAUCCAGACGGACUUUUCCAGAGAGGCUGUCAAGGGGGUUUCAAGCUAGAGUCGCGCGUGUAG
This is a messenger RNA of Penicillium longicatenatum, 1608 nucleotides long. RefSeq names its product FAD-binding oxidoreductase. Bases 1 to 1608 code for a protein of 535 amino acids. The record is from RefSeq and is a predicted model, not a curated record. Gene Ontology annotation, molecular function: FAD binding. NCBI's taxonomy places the organism in Eukaryota, Fungi, Ascomycota, Eurotiomycetes, Eurotiales, Aspergillaceae. The transcript is spliced from 2 exons.